AUGGAUCCAGUGCAACCUCAUGGAACACAAAACUCACUCCCUCCUCCUUUCCACUCAAGAGAUUUUCAGUUACACCUCCAACAACAGCAGCAACAAGAGUUCUUCCUCCAUCAUCACCAGCAACAAAGAAACCAAACCGACCAACAUGAUCAACAAGGAGGAGGACUAAACAGACAAAUCAAGAUGGAUCGUGAAGAGACAAGCGACAACAUAGACAACAUCGCCAACAACAGUGGCAGCGAAGGUAGAGAUACAAACUUAGGAGAAGGAGGAAGCGGUGGCUCAGGAGGAGAUCAGAUGACAAGAAGACCAAGAGGAAGACCAGCUGGUUCCAAGAACAAACCAAAACCACCGAUUAUCAUCACGCGGGACAGCGCAAACGCGCUACGAACCCACGUGAUGGAGAUCGGUGACGGCUGCGAUCUUGUCGAGAGCGUGGAGACUUUCGCACGACGACGCCAACGCGGCGUUUGCGUUUUGAGCGGUACAGGAAACGUCAUGAACGUCACCAUACGUCAGCCUGGGUCUCCUUCUCCUGGCUCGGUCGUUAACCUUCACGGAAGGUUUGAGAUUCUUUCUCUCUCAGGCUCUUUUUUACCUCCUCCUGCUCCACCUACAGCCACCGGAUUGAGCGUUUACCUAUCCGGAGGACAAGGACAGGUUGUUGGAGGGAGCGUGGUGGGUCCUUUGCUUUGUGCUGGUCCUGUUGUGAUUAUGGCGGCGUCUUUUAGCAAUGCGGCAUACGAGAGGCUCCCUUUAGAAGAGGAUGAGAUGCAAACACCAGUUCAUGGAGGAGGAACGAUGGAGCCACAGCCGAUGAUGGGAGGGCAACUACCACAUCAGCAACAACCUAUGUCGGCUCAUCAAGGGUUGCCACCUAAUCUUCUUGGUCCCUCUCAUCAAGGAUUACCACAGCAUGAUAAUCAAGCUUAUUGGUCAACGGGACGACCACCGUAUUGAUCAUAUUUCAUAUUACUCAUCAUCAUAGCUAGUUAUAUGUAUAUUUAUGGCUAGCUAACGAGCUUAUAUGAACAAAUAAGACUAUUAACUUAGUCGAGGAUGAUAUGGUGAAUAAGGAUUUGAUCCAGCUUAUUUGAUUCAACAUUCAUAAGAUGAAUCAGGUUUUUUUCCUCUUUUCUUUGUUGGCUCGUUUUAGUUCUUAAAUCUUUCCAUGUUGAUUUGAGUAGCACUUUCCUUUUGUUUCCUGCUUUUUCUUUGAUGAAAUUUGAUUAGUGAUUUGCAAUUUUUUUUUCCUGUUGUUGGCUCUAAGCACAAUUCUUACCAACAUUUUAUGGUGUUUUUUGAC
Eruca vesicaria subsp. sativa (arugula) is the source of this 1306-nucleotide messenger RNA. Lineage: Eukaryota; Viridiplantae; Streptophyta; Magnoliopsida; Brassicales; Brassicaceae. The record is from the annotation of a GenBank genome assembly.